UUUUAGUUGGACAAAUUCAGGUAGAAGUUAAGUUGUAGAGAGUAGUGAAGAGGGAAACAGAGAGAUUGAUAGGUGUCAAAGCCAGAGAUACUCUCAUCAGCAAUACCAUACCACCUGUUCGUCUCCAAUUACUUCCGUGUUGCAGCACCGCACCGCUCCUCUUCCCUUUUAUUCUCCAUCUGCCGCUUCUCCACUCAUCACCAUGAUCUCUUCCUUCUAUGGCUUCCGAUUAUUCAUCCUCUCCUAUCACCCUUAACGACCUUAAUCCAAAGGUUUUGAAAUGCGCAUAUGCUAUCCGCGGAGAAAUUGUCACCCAUGCUCAGACAUUACAGCAAGACCUCACGGAGAAUCCAGGCUCUCAUCCCUUUAAUGAGAUCUUAUACUGCAAUAUUGGGAAUCCUCAUUCCCUGGGUCAGAAGCCUAUUUCUUUCUUUAGGGAGGUCCUUGCAUUAUGUGACCAUCCACUUCUUUUGGACAGAAGUGAAACAAAAGCUAUGUUCAGUGCGGAUUCUAUAGAACGAGCUAUCCAGAUCCUUGAUCAAAUUCCUUGUAGAGCAACAGGUGCAUACAGUCACAGUCAGGGUAUCAAAGGAUUACGUGAUAAAAUUGCAUCUGGUAUCGAAGUUCGUGAUGGUUUCCCUGCUGAUCCAAAUGAUAUCUUCUUGACUGAUGGUGCAAGCCCAGCAGUUCACAUGAUGAUGCAGUUGCUCAUCGGGUCAGAGAAUGAUGGAAUCCUCUGUCCCAUCCCCCAAUAUCCUCUUUAUUCUGCUUCAAUUACCCUCCAUGGUGGCACUCAUAUUUCUUAUUAUCUUGAUGAAGAAACAGGUUGGGCACUUGAGAUCUCAGAGCUUGAGAAUCAGCUAAAAACUGCAAGAUCCAGGGGUGUUAACGUUAAGGCUUUGGUUGUGAUCAAUCCAGGCAACCCAACUGGGCGGGUUCUUGCUGAGGCCAACCAACGGGAAAUUGUGGAAUUCUGCUGGAAAGAAGGCGUUGUUCUUCUGGCUGAUGAAGUGUAUCAGGAAAAUGUUUAUGCACCUGACAAGCAGUUCCACUCAUUUAAGAAAAUAUCCCGCUCUAUGGGAUUUGGAGAAAAGGACAUCUCUUUAGUUUCUUUUCACUCUGCCUCAAAAGGAUACUAUGGCGAGUGUGGAAAGCGAGGAGGCUACAUGGAGUUCACUGGAUUUAGUCCUGAGAUAAGGGAACAGAUAUACAAAGUGGCAUCUGUCAAUCUUUGUUCCAACAUUUCUGGUCAGAUUCUUGCAAGCCUCAUCAUGAGCCCUCCAAAGGUGGGCGAUGAGUCACACGAGUGUUUUUCUGCUGAGAAAGAAGCAAUACUCUCAUCAUUGGCAAGGCGUGCAAAGAUACUAGAAGACGCAUUCAAUAGUUUGGAGGGAGUCACAUGCUAUAAAGCAGAAGGUGCAUUGUAUUCAUUUCCACGUAUUAACUUACCUGACAAAGCAAUAAAAGCAGCAGAAGAAGCUAAAACUGCACCAGAUGCCUUUUAUGCUUGGCGUCUCCUUAAUGCCACUGGAAUUGUCGUUGUCUCAGGCUCUGGAUUUGGCCAGCGUCCUGGAACGUGGCAUUUUAGGUGCACUAUAUUACCGCAAGAAGAGAAGAUACCAGCUAUUGUAUCUCGUUUUACACAAUUCCAUAAGCAGUUCAUGGAUGAAUUUCGCGGCUAAAGUAUCUGGGCAUUCUAUUAUAAAGAAUUUUGAAUAAGAACAUCUGGUAAGCUUUGUUUUAUUUUUCAUCUUCACCAAAACAAAUCAUACUUACAGUAGUGAAAAGUGAAAACUGGUAGGAUUGUUUUUUAAAAAAAAUCUUAUUUGUAUUUGACCUGAUAUCUAUUUUUCUCCUCCUAGAUGAUCAAUGUGAUGUAAAUUUGUAACUAUUCUCUCAUCUACUUAAAUAAGUAAUUCCUCCUUGGCUCCUUGAAUAUGUUGCAUAUCUAAAUUCUAGUCUAGACGUGAAUAUAUAUGAAUUCCUUGGAGAAU
Messenger RNA from Solanum stenotomum, 1994 nucleotides. Its product is annotated as alanine aminotransferase 2, mitochondrial-like. The record is from RefSeq and is a predicted model, not a curated record. Bases 219 to 1682 code for a protein of 487 amino acids. NCBI's taxonomy places the organism in Eukaryota, Viridiplantae, Streptophyta, Magnoliopsida, Solanales, Solanaceae. Gene Ontology annotation, biological process: biosynthetic process. The transcript has 15 exons. Gene Ontology annotation, molecular function: pyridoxal phosphate binding; L-alanine:2-oxoglutarate transaminase activity.